Messenger RNA from Ostertagia ostertagi, 234 nucleotides. NCBI's taxonomy places the organism in Eukaryota, Metazoa, Nematoda, Chromadorea, Rhabditida, Trichostrongylidae. The record is from the annotation of a GenBank genome assembly.
AUGCGGAAGAAGCGAAAACCGUACACGAAGUAUCAGACGUUAGAACUAGAAAAAGAAUUCCUCUACAAUACCUAUGUGAGCAAGCAGAAACGAUGGGAAUUGGCACGAACACUUGGCCUUACCGAACGACAAGUGAAAAUCUGGUUCCAGAAUCGACGGAUGAAAGACAAAAAAGUGAAGCAACGUGCCACCGUCGACGGAAGCGGCUGUGUGAUGAUGCUGAAAGAAGAAUAG